CUGACUUUCAUGUCCUUUCCGCAGUCUCCAGUCGCACAGAUCAGCCAAGAGGGAAGACUCGAAUCUAAUGCUCGUCUUGGUGCUUUCGGCGGCGCUGCUGUCGCUUUUUCUAGUCGACGACGUCACGGCCGAGACGAAGCUCGUGUCGGCAUGUUCGGCCACACUGUCGGACAGCAAUCCGCCGGUUUUGGAGCCUCUGCGUGCUGUCAUAGGUGACGAAUACGCCAACCUGCUCGUGAAUGUGCUGGGCAACUCGGCCGCCAGCAAGUUCCUCAUCUCAAACGCUGGCAGUUCGUGCCUUGCCAGCAUGAACGGGACGUCGCUAGGCCAGGCAAUGGCCUCCAGUACAGCCGUCGAUACGUGCGCCAACGCGUUGGAGCUGCUUAACGUGCCGCUGGUGCAGUACGCGAUCGGCAAUUUCUCCAUCGCCUCAAGCAGCAGCGACAGUGGAGCGAUGGACUCAUUCAUUGAAGGUCUGGGACUUGUGGACGAGAGCGAAGUCGAGCAAAUAUGCUCCUUGUACGUGGACGGCUUCGUGCCGUGUCUGCGCUCGCAGCUGCUGCCGUCGCUGGCCACACUGCGCUCCACGGCGUCGAACGGAUGCUGUGCCGCCUGGGAGAGCGAGAGCGUCGCGCUAUUUGACUACACGAUCACGGGCCAAUACACCAAGAUGGCGCAGCUCCUCGGCGACGUGUUGUGCGCCACACAGACGCCGGCUUUCAACGGCACCAGCUCACAACGAUGUGGCUACACGUUCCUUCAGAGCUCGGAAGUGGUUGCCAACACCACGUCUGCUAACCGAGCUGCGGCACUUCUCAAGGACUUGCAGGUACCCACUGACCAGACCUGCCUCAAGGCUGAAGGUGAGGCUUACACAAACACAGACGGCGACAUCGUUGAAGCCGUCACAAGCAACCAGUAUACGACGAGCGGCUGCGUGGUAGCGCUGGAUCGCUUGGCUACGUGGAUCGACGGUCUUCCGCUCGCUGCCAACAGUUCCGAGUCGUACGGCGUCGAUCUGCAGUCUCUAUUUGGCUCGGGCAAAUGUGUCAGUGGUGCCGACGUGUUUCCGUUGAUCCAAGACUUCCUGCCCAGCUCUAUCGUGGACGUAGUGAGCACUUACUUCACCAACGCGUGUCUCCACGUGCCCAUCAAGUAUGCCGACGGCUGCAGCUUCACACGUCCAGCUUCAUUGGUAGAUUGGAACUACGAGCCAGCACAUGCAAGUCAAGCAGGAUCAGAAGAGAGCGAGACUGGCAUCUCCACCAUUAACUCGAUCAACACUGUACCACCGAAUGUGACGGCAGACUCAAGUGCUGUAGCAACGUCUUGUGGCUUCAUAGCAACAGCCGUCACCUUAUUACUCAGUGUCUUCAUGUGGUAGCAAGUAGAGAUAUUAACAUGUUACGAAACCGAGAAAUUCGAGAAUCAUUUGAUAUUCCACCGUUAGACUUGCUAG
Molecule: messenger RNA, 1459 nt
Organism: Phytophthora nicotianae INRA-310
Lineage: Eukaryota; Oomycota; Peronosporomycetes; Peronosporales; Peronosporaceae
Exons: 1
Coding region: 68-1384 (438 amino acids)
Source: RefSeq, a predicted model, not a curated record